Molecule: messenger RNA, 611 nt
Organism: Tigriopus californicus
Lineage: Eukaryota; Metazoa; Arthropoda; Copepoda; Harpacticoida; Harpacticidae
Exons: 1
Coding region: 1-438 (145 amino acids)
Cellular component (GO): extracellular region
Molecular function (GO): chitin binding
Source: RefSeq, a predicted model, not a curated record
AUGGCAAACCUCGUUCUUCCAGAUACAAAAAUGAAUGAUUUGACAACAAAUUUUUUGGUCACUCUGACCUUUCUGGCCACGGUAGGCGUGUUUCAGAUGGCUUUGGCCGCCUUUGACUUGCCGUCUGGUGCCAACGAUCUCCUCAAUGUCCAGCCAGUCAAUAUGGAAUUCAAUUGUGAGGGACGAAAGUACGGUUAUUACGGGGACAUCAACAACGAUUGUCAGCUGUUCCAUAUUUGCUUGCCCAUUGAAGACGCGGAUGGGAACGUCAUCGACACCAAUCAUUGGACCUUCUUGUGUUCCAAUGGCACCAUUUUCGAUCAACAGACCCUGAGCUGUAAUUACAUCUCGGAUUCGUUUCCAUGUGAGGAAUCUGAAUCACUUUAUGGGACCGUGAUGUUCGGGUUACAAGAUGACGAGCUCUUCAAAAAGCUCUGAAAGGAGCGAGCGCCCAUCUACAAAUCAUGUACAAAUCAUGUUCCAAUAAAUCCAUUUCCAUUCCCAGAUGCGUCGAUUUCUCCGCAUCGUCUCUCAAUGGAUGACUUACGUUUGCCGAAUCGGGAACGAAGCGGCGACGUGUUGGUUAUUUAUUCGAUAUGCAUUCGGCAAUG